Molecule: messenger RNA, 789 nt
Organism: Glarea lozoyensis ATCC 20868
Lineage: Eukaryota; Fungi; Ascomycota; Leotiomycetes; Helotiales; Helotiaceae
Exons: 3
Coding region: 1-789 (262 amino acids)
Biological process (GO): mycotoxin biosynthetic process
Source: RefSeq, a predicted model, not a curated record
AUGCACUCUCCAAAAUAUAGCCCUCUAGAUCAAGGCGCGCCGACUGAUGAAGAGAUCUAUCAGCAACGCCAAGAACCAAGGCGAGAAUUUGGUCCUCACAGAGCAGCGGUUCUUUUCAGAUUGUUGCUAGUGGGCUCAUUAUGCCUGAAUCUAGCUCUUCUUUGCCGUGAUAGUGGUGCAAGAUCGAAAGAGUUUCGACUGCCUGCGUCGAAAUACGUGGGACUCGUAAGGAACGUACCAUUGUCGUUUUCUCACGACGAGCUGUACACUAGCAGUAACAGAGUCGUUGCGGACGCGGCAUGGAACUCCCCCAAACUUCAGUCGUGGAACGGGUUGGUGGCACUACCAGAAGACUACGUUCAGUCACACGGCCUGCCCCCAGCACAAAAAUGGCCUUGGGAUCAAGAGAAAGGCUUAUACAUACUGAAUGGCUUCCACAACUUGCAUUGCUUAGACCUCGUUCGUCGAAGCAUUCUACACGCUUAUGAUGGCAAACCACUGAUGAUACCGCUCGACCACGUUUCUCACUGCCUUAACGUGCUCCGAGAGGAGAUCAUGUGUAAUGCAGAUGAUACACCAAGAUACACGGGUAGCCUCAAUGCAGAAGCUGGGAAAGAACACCCAACCUCGGGAAUUGGGCAGGCCAAGAUGUGCAAUAGCUGGGACAAGCUAUACAACUUUGCUGUUGAAAACUCUGCUUGUUAUAGGCCAGUCAAUACUAGCGACCCGAAUUUUCCUGUCAUCGAAAGAUACAAGUUCUGUCCAGAUGGAAAGGUCCUAUGGCAGUAA